AUGGGCACAAAGGUGCAAGACGUCAAAUUGGUGGACUACAAUUCUUCAUUCCAUCUUUAUGCCUCGGACAACCUCGGGAUGCUGCUCACUUCAUGUCUGCUUGAUGGGACAAACUAUGCGACAUGGUCCAGACCCAUGAAGAACGUUUUGAGAUCCAAGAACAAGUUGGGUUUCGUGAAUGGCGUAAUUAAAAAACCUAGCAAUGAAAAACCAGAAGCAAACUUGUGGGAAACAUGUAAUUCCAUGAUUAUACUAUGGAUAUUCAAUUCCCUUGACAAAACUUUGCAUAGCAUCAUAGCCUACGCCGAGACUGCAAGGGAAGUUUGGAUAGAUUUGGAGGAGCGUUUUGCUCAAGGCAGGGCUCCAAGGAUUUACCAGAUUAGAAGGGACAUCAGUCUUCUCAUCCAAGACGGACAAACUGUGUUGACAUACUACACAAAAUUAAAGGCGUUAUGGGAUGAAUUAAAUGAUCUUGACCCUUUACCAGAAUGUAAUUGUGUGGCCAGAUAA
Molecule: messenger RNA, 510 nt
Organism: Nicotiana tabacum (common tobacco)
Lineage: Eukaryota; Viridiplantae; Streptophyta; Magnoliopsida; Solanales; Solanaceae
Source: RefSeq, a predicted model, not a curated record